AGGAUUGAGGGAGGACGUGGAAGUAGGGGACGAUGACGACGACAUUCCUAUUUGGCCUUUGGGGAAGACCGGUGAGAGGGGGAAAGGACGCAGCAGAGGUGUUGUUCGUGGUCGAUCCGUUGGUCGUGGCGGCAGAGGUGGAGUCAGCGACGUACUGGUCUCCGGAAGACCAAAUGCUCCUGGUGAGAUGCAAGCGGGAGGAAGAGAUGCACCUCGCCGGGCUGGGUCACAAUUACGGGCGGAUGCGAACCAAGGAGUGGAAGUGGGACGACAUUGCAAAGCGCAUGGCGAACGCGGGGAGGCCUAAAGACGCCGACGACUGCAUGAAGAAGUGGGACAAUCUCUUCCAAAACUACAAGAAUAUACAAAGGUUCCAGAAUCCCAGCGGCCAAGCAGAUUUCUUCAGGCUAUCGAAUGAAGAAAGGAAGGAGCACAACUUCAAGUUCCGGAUGGAGAGGGUGUUGUACAACGAGAUCCACGCAGGCAUACUGGGGAGCCAUACAAUUUUCCCUCCCAACAUCACCGACACCGGCAGUCCAAACGGGGUGCAGCUGCCCAGGCGAGGAGCGGUUGGUGGGGAGUAUGUUGGUAGUGAGGCCGGUGGUGACGACUGCCCUGAAGAACGUUCUUCUGCGAGGGACUCCGACAACAACGCAGGCAGUGGGGUUGGAGGCGGGAAGCGGAAGAAUGCGCGUCAACAGGCGUUGGAGUCGAUCGCUGAUGUCAUGGACCACCAUGGCGAACUGAUGUCGGCGACGAUCGAUUCGUCUAGCAAGCAGCAAUGCAGCAUAUUCACGAGGCAAUGCGAUAUACUCGAGCAGGAAGUUGUAGUCCAAAAACCGCACUAUGCGGCGUCCGAUGAGACACAGAGGAUGAUGUGCCACACGCUUAUGGAGAUCACUGCCGCCAUCGGUGGUCGGUCGCCGAUGUAGGCCGUUCGAUCGUGUGUUGAUUGAAGUCCAGUCAUUGCGUUCGUAGUUGGCUUAAUUUUUUUA
Messenger RNA from Chara braunii, 995 nucleotides. The record is from the annotation of a GenBank genome assembly. NCBI's taxonomy places the organism in Eukaryota, Viridiplantae, Streptophyta, Charophyceae, Charales, Characeae.